Messenger RNA from Hyaloscypha bicolor E, 420 nucleotides. RefSeq lists its product as uncharacterized. The annotation marks the transcript as partial. The record is from RefSeq and is a predicted model, not a curated record. NCBI's taxonomy places the organism in Eukaryota, Fungi, Ascomycota, Leotiomycetes, Helotiales, Hyaloscyphaceae. The transcript has a single exon.
AAGACACUAGUACAAGAGCGGAAGGCGGCAUAUCGAAAGAAGGAUCUGGAAGAGCAUUUUACGGAGUAUUAUGGGGUAUUAGAGAAGUAUGGGAUCUGCUUUGAAGACAUAUGGAAUAUGGACGAAACGGGCUUUUGUAUUAGCGUUUUAAAUAGAAAGAUCGUUAUUAUAUACCUUAAUACGAAAGCUAUCUACUUGGCAGAUCCCGAUAAUCGAGAAUCACUUACUAUAAUCAAAACUGUAUCCGCUGGGGGCAAAGUAAUUAUACUAUUCCUUAUUUUAAAGGAGAAGAUCCUGGUAGAGGUAUACUUUAAUAAUAAUCUGGAUACCGAAUUAGUCUUUGCUACGAGCUCUACUGGGUAUUUAAACAAUACUCUAAGCCUGAAAUAUAUUAAGUACUUCCAUAAUCAGAUAUAUUAA